UUUAAAACUUUGUCACCCGUUGAUUGCAGAAAACAAUUUAUGCUCUUGGUUAGUUAUGUAAAGAAAAAACAAUAAAAUGUAACCAAACUAAAAAUACACCAUAUCAAACACAACAUUUUACAUUUUAUACUGGUUUAUGAAAAUGAAUGUGAUUCAUGCAGUUCACCCCUUGGGGGCGCCACUGCCUUCAGCUUGCUUCGGGGUCAGUUUAGCAGCCAACCCCUUGCGUGUGACGUAGUGCUCUUUGGCGGACGGCGGAAGUGGACUGCAUAAACAGUGUGGGCGGCAGUAAACGACCUGUGGGAGAGCAUUUUAUUUUAAUUCGCGUUAUUUUCGCGAAAAAAAUGGUCAUAUCUUGCUGUGCGGUGGGUUGCUCUAACAGGCAAGGUUAUAAAGCUAAUGUAGCAUUUUACCGUAUUCCUGCCGAUGAAGAUAAAAGGCGGCUAUGGCUAGCAGCUAUCAAUCGGAAGGAGUGGCAGCCCUCCAAGUACACACGGAUUUGCAGUGAACAUUUUUUGCAAGGGCAGAAGAGUGAUAACCCCUUGUCACCCAAUUAUGUGCCAUCUGUGUUUGCACAUAUCAAAUCCCCUGCUAAAAGGCGAGCUCUAGGAAGUCUAAAGAAGUAUGAAGCGAGACAGGCCAUGAAGAAAAAGAAGAGGGAGGAGUCUUCCAGACAUGAAGCUGCCAGAUCGCUUCUCAAUCUCUCAGCUGAGGUCUCCGGAUCAGUGUUCGUUGCAGACAGAGAGGAGACUGAAAAGGAGCCUGCUAAUUAUGAUAUAAUUGACAACUCAAAAUGUGAUGCAAUGUGUCAAACAGAACUAACUUCAGAGAACAUCAGAUCCCUUCAGUUUGAGUGUCAGCAACUCCAGGACAAGACUUUUGCUCUACAAGAGAAGCUCAACUCAGACAUUCUUGAACAGGCAAGCUUGAAGCGUUUACAGGACUACACAGCUAUCAGGUGUAAAGCCAGCCCUUAAAGACACCGCAAACCUCACGUUUUCAACAGCUACUCUUAACAUUACUGAGACUGAGACUGAACUUACCAUAUCAUUUUUAUCUUAUCAGUUUGUGUUCACAGCUCUACCAUUUCCAGAGUUUUUAUAAAUGUAAUCAAUGUUCUGAUAGGGUUGUCACGGUAACCGGUGUAGCGGUAAACCCCGGUAAAAAAAGUUGA
Nothobranchius furzeri (turquoise killifish) is the source of this 1174-nucleotide messenger RNA. Lineage: Eukaryota; Metazoa; Chordata; Actinopteri; Cyprinodontiformes; Nothobranchiidae. The record is from RefSeq and is a predicted model, not a curated record.